UAUAUAUUGAAUAAUGAUAAAAAAAAGUAUCAAUUUCUUUUAAAAAUAUGUCAAUUUCUGAGUGUGGCCAGUAGGGCACAUACACAAUGUUUGCUAACAGAAACUUUAUACUGCUAUUAUUAGGUUAACACCUUUAUUUAAAGUGACUUACAACAUUUGAGACACAAUUGAUUCAGUUUCUUUUCCUAUUUGGAGAACAGACAGGUGAAGUAACUUGCUCAUGGUCACACAUUCACUAAAAAUUGAACCCAAAAUCACUGGUUUUGCCUUUCAAAGCCUUAACAAGUACGUCACAUUACCUGAUGCUAAAUACUGAUACUAAAAUCACUUUAAAAAAUGUUAAUAUGCGUGCAUUAAUCCCUUCACUAAAGCAACGGAAUCUGAACUUUAGAUUAGUAUAUUUACAAAAACAAACGAAUAACAAAAACUGCAAUUGUAAUAAAUGGUCCCGGCGAGAAUUCCAGGUGUGCGGGAUCGUUCCUCGCUUCCGUGCCCCUCUGCCCAGACUUGCCUCAUCAUGCGCUUCAAAAGAAGCCAGAAGGCACAGUUGCCAACACUAAGGGGUACUUAACGGAGCCAGGCGUGUGAAAGAGCUGAAAAGAACAGCUCGUUUGUUUAUUUUUCGGGGGAUGUUGUAUCCCACUAUUGUUUGAACAAGAAUUGGUGGUGCUAAAGCUUUCUUACAAAAAAAAAAAAAAAUCGGGUCAUCAAAAACACGUAGGUCACCAGUGGUCACAGCAUCCGCGGUGUAGUCGCAAAGGUGCUGACAGGUGGAGGUACUGUAAGCCAGUCGCGGGCAGGCGGCGAAGCGUAGCGAUGGUGGUUAGCAGGCAGGUGGAUUUCCGGAGUGAUUGACGGGCCGCGCUUACGUCAUCACAAAGGGGGCUGUUCCUCGGUGCGGAGUUCUCAAUAGAGAAAGAGAAACAGAGAGAGAGAGAGAGAAGCAGAAGGGGCUCUUGACUGGCGAAGCUGUGUGAUAACAGUCACGCAUUGGUCCCAGAAUGAGUGAGAGGGAGUAAUAGAGAGAGGCCGGCGACCUACUCUUCGGAGUCGGGCUUCGAAGCCAACCAGCCUCUUUUUGUUUCCAUUGAUAUCCAGCGCUGGCGGAAUGAGCACACUGGAGGGAAUGCUUUUUGCUUUUGCGCGUCCUUGUCAUGCUGUCAAGUGAAGAAGAAUAAUAAGAACACGGCGAAAAAGAGCAAAACAAAACAACGGAAUAUGGGAGAUUACAAAGGAGGAGGAGGAGUAUGUUUUAUUACAGAGGCCCAACACAGGAGGGAUUAACAGCAAUGUCAGUAAGCUGUAAAAGUAUCAUUUGGUGGCAGAUUGAGUGGAGACCUCUGAGUGAAGAGGCAAAUUCACUACUAUCCUCACGUCCUGAAAAGAGAACGGCAGAUAAAAACAUUUUUAAACUGCAUCAACUUUUGACGUAAUUGAAGUUGCAAAUGGUGCUUUGAAAAUGAUGAAGAGGCCUAACUUUGAAAAAAUGGGUAACUCAUGGAAAUUAACAGUUAGAGGCUGAAGAGUCGGGACGGAAAUUUUGCAAUGCAAGUUAUAUUUACAAGGCUGUAUGUUAACUUAAGAAUUUUUGCUGAUGGAAAAUACGACUUCAUAUAAUUGAUUCAUCUUUAGUAUUUAUUUUCUCGACGUUUUGCUAACUUAUUGAAACUAAUACUAGUUUUGAAAUACACAUUAGACGACAAACAGUCCUGAAUUGGCAAUAAAAUGAAAAUGCCUGUUGCCUUUUAAAAAUGGCAGCAAAACGAGAUUAUGUGCCCAACCUCCAUGGAUUUGACCUGGGGAGUCGCUUUAUUGACUUGAAACCUUUGGGAUAUGGGGCCAAUGGACUAGUACUGUCUGCAAUGGACAUAAAGAGUUGUCAAAAGGUUGCAAUAAAGAAGAUUGUCAUCACGGAUUCAUUAAGCAUCAAACACACCCUUCGGGAAGUAAAAAUCAUCCGACGAUUGCAGCAUGAUAAUGUUGUUAAAGUGUUUGAGGUACUGGGUCCACAAGGCAGUGCCUUGUCUCGUGAUGUCUGUAAUCUGACCACAGUUUAUAUUGUUCAGGAGUAUAUGGAGACAGAUCUAUCACGUCUUUUGGAACAAGGGCCCCUGUCAGAAGAGCAUGCUAAGCUAUUUACUUAUCAGCUUCUUCGUGGCCUGAAAUACAUCCACUCUGCUAAUGUUCUGCAUAGAGACUUGAAGCCAGCCAAUAUCUUCAUCAACACUGAAGACCUACUUCUGAAAAUUGGAGAUUUUGGCCUGGCAAGGAUUGUUGAUCCACACUACUCACAUAAAGGCUAUCUGUCUGAAGGACUUGUGACAAAAUGGUAUCGAUCUCCAAGACUACUUCUCUCACCAAACAACUACACCAAAGCCAUUGACAUGUGGGCAGCAGGAUGUAUUUUGGCAGAGAUGCUGACUGGGAGGAUGCUCUUUGCUGGUGCCCAUGAAUUGGAACAGAUGCAGCUUAUACUGGAGACUAUCCCUGUAAUCCGAGAGGAAGACAAGCAAGAGCUUCUUAAGGUGAUGCCAACGUACAUCAAUUCUACAUGGGAAGUGAAAAAACCACUUAAGGACCUGUUACCAGAGGUCAAUGCCGAAGCCAUUGAUUUCCUCAAACAAAUCUUGACUUUUAACCCUAUGGACCGAAUGACAGCUGAGGAGGCUCUGGGACAUCGGUACAUGAGGCAGUACUCUUGUCCAGAAGAUGAGCCAACUUCACAGCACCCUUUUCGAAUUGAAGAUGAAAUCGAUGACAUCUUACUCAUGGAGGCCAGUCAGAGCCAAAUGUCUGCGUGGGAGAGAUACAGUGGCAGGUUUUCUCAAGGGUGUCGUGUUUCCUCCCACAUUCCAAAUACAUUGAGGUUUCAAACAAGCCUAUCAUCUGACCUAGAGUGGCAGCAACGCGAUCGAUGCAUUGAGACGACAAUAGUAACUGAGGUGCAACGUGAUCCUCGAGCUGGCUCGAUGCCUAUCCUAGAAGAAGCACAGGUGGAUCCACGCAAGUACUCCCACAGCAGCUCAGAGCGUUUUCUAGAACAUUCACAUUCUUCAUUGGAACGAGCAGGAACAGGAGACUCUGAUUAUGGGAGAUCUUGUGACUACAAAGUGGGUUCACCUUCCUACCUGGACAAGCUGCUAUGGCGAGAUGGAAAACUUCAUCACUACUCUGAACCCAAGCUUAUUCUGGACCUCUCACACUGGAAGCGCAAUAAUUUUCCAGAGUCGGGUGGCGGAAGUGACAGAAGUGGAAGGAGACAAGGUGGAGGGAUGGUUGAUCAAAGUGAUCACACUUCUGACCUCUUUUCAGAAAUAUCUCGUUGGGUGGAAAGUACCCAGGAUAGAUUUGAAAUCUCUAGUCCUCCACCACUUAUGCCUGCCCCGGAGAUCCAACAUGAAACAGUCCAGACUUCCUCGGACUCUCCCUUCUUGACUUCAUCUGCGGCAACUUCAAAACUUGCUAAUGGGACAGAGGCCGAAUUUGACUUGGAUGUAUUCAUUUCCCGGGCUCUGAAGCUCUGCAGCAAUCCUGAGGAACAUACUGAUAACCGCUUGACAGAUAUAAAUGGCUCUUGCAUCCAAGAACACCCACAAGAACUGGUACCAACUGAUGUCUUCCAGAGAGAGCGAUGGUAGAAAGGUUUUGGGGUGUGUUUGAUUCUUUUGCGGGUGUGUUUGAAAAGAGCCAUUCAAGUCUUGGCUGGUGUCAGUAUGUGUUGAGACAAAGUAUGGCCAAGACAGAUACAGAAUUAGAAGCAGUACAAGCAAGGCACAUUCUGAAAGUGAAUAAAAAAGUUUGAACACAAGAAUUGUAAUGAUAGCAAAAAUAAUAUCCAUUUGUGGAAAAUGACUUAAAAGGUAAUCAUCGUGAUGCUUCAAAAUUCAGGCUGGCCUGUAAAUAGAGCCACUCGGCAAGAUUUAAAAAUUUGCAAGACUAUUCUGAAGUUUAGGAAAUAAACUGUUUAUGAAAUGCUUGCUAGCUCUGAUAUACCCAGUUCUAUUUUCGGGAAUCUUUUACAUUUGUAACAAUAAUUUUAUAAAUUAUGUAAGUGGUUAAAAAAGGAUUUGAGGGCCUUUUACUAUGUGUGUAGUUGAGGAUCACAUGAAGACAGGGCCCCACUACUCUACAUGUACCGCUUGACAUACUGUGAAGGAAGGCAAAUAUACUCAGUAUGGUAAACUUGAAAAGUAGCUGAAUAAAAUAAAAACGCUACCUCCUUUAUGAUGCAACAUAAAAAACAGAUCUGCAGAUACUUUGAGCCAGGGCCGGAGAUGUCCUUUAACUAUCAUGCAGAACAAAAUUUCUUCAGAGUUUUCCUAAGCAGCUUCAUUGUGAAGCUUUUGAUCUUCUUUCAUCAGUUCAGGUACAGUAAAUGAGCUUUUUAUAACCUUUCUGAGCAUGGAUGGUUGAGGAGGUCAUUCCAGAUUUGUUAGACCUUCUUUAGAUGCUGCUUUCAGGAGUGCCAAAGCAUGUACUAAAUGCACCUGCACCAGUAGGCCACACUACAUUUGCUGUCUUUCUUGAUUGAUGUGUUUAUUUAGUUCAUUGCAGGGCUUAUAUGCUUAUUUAUUGGAAGUUCUUGUUCCCAGCACCUGUGGACUUACCGCGUUGAGACAGAAAUUAUUUUCCUGUAGUUGAUACCACAGAAGACUGAAUUACUGGGGAACUGUAGAAAAGACAAGAAAAAUGAAGAUUUGUUUGGUUAAACUGUGACAGUAGGUCAGAGUACAUGGCUUGAUUCUACAGAGAUGCCUUCUUCCACUAGAUCAUCGCAAAAUGAUUGUAUACAAGAACAACUUAGCCACCCGAGGAAGAUACGCUUCCAAGAUGGACUAAGCUUUACUGUGUGUUUUUAUAUAUUCUUCAAAUUUCUCACAAAUUAUUAUAUAUGCCUAACUCCAGACGUGGCAUUGCUGGAAGAAUCUCUGACAUUGUAUACAGGAGAAUUAUAACCAGUAUCCAUUUUAUUAGACAACAUGUGUUAAAGAGCCUUUAAUACAAAAGCUUAUUUCUACCACUCAAAGAAAUUGUUUAUUGCCUUAUCCACCACCCCCCAUUCUAUAGAAGUAUCGUGUUACUUUGCUAAAAUAUUACAUUAUUUUGCAAACGAAUUUCCUUAUUUUGCAAUAAAUAUUGAAUUAUUUCACAAAGAUAUUACCUGGUGUUGUCAGUAACAUCGUGCAAACAAGAAAUGAACAAAUAUUAUAGGUAUACAUUUAAUUCUUCAUAUGCUGAGGGAUAAAUUGAACCCACCCAGUGUAGGGUCACAGAGAGCCAGUAAUCAUCACAGCAGCACUGGGUGUAAGGCAAGAAGCAAAUGCGGUGGUUGGUUCACCUGUCCAUUUGCAGGGCACAACCUUACAGCCAAUCAGAAAAGAGUGUGCUGUGUGCAAUCCAAUAGCAGGAACCUAUAAAUAAAGUGUCAGUUUAGUCUUAAUCCAGCUAUUUAAUAAUAAUAAUUCUUUACAUUUACAUAGCGCAUGUGAGAUGUUACUUAGAGCAGUUGGCAAUAGCUUUGUGAAAUAAGGCAAUAAAUAUUGCAAAGUAAUGAAGUACUUAUUGUAAAAUAACACAAUACUUUUGCAAAACAAUGCAAUAAUAUACUGUGUAUUUUUUAUUGAGAGCCGGGAAUAAGCUUCUGUACCUUACUGCUAUAACACGUUGAUUAUAAAAUUUGUCAUUCUAGUCAGUUUAACUAGUUUAGUUUCUUUAUAAAUUUCCAAUGUUUUAUGUAAUUAAACAGAUGUUUAAAAACUAUUUUUCCUGAUGGACAGGGCUAUAGUUUAACAGUUUGCCAAUUGUGCCAUGUAAGAUUAAAAUUAAUUGAAGUUAAUGUAUAGUAAGGAGAUACAAAUUUCAAAAUAUUUUAAUACCUGAAGUGAACACUCAGGACACAGUUUUGAGCACAUUUGUAAUAGUAUAGUCUGUAUCAAAAAGUGGAUCAAUAAUACAUUGCCAUGGCAAAACAGCUCACAUAACUUAUUGGAUAUGCUAUUUGUUUGUUUCCUUGAACAUUCACUUUUAUUUGUUGUGGUCAUCCAAGGGAACGAAGGGUCGGAAGACAAGAUAAACAUUGGGGUGUCAACUCAUCUUUACCAAUUUACUUGUGAAAUUGAAAAAUAAACAGAGCUCAAUAGCUCAAGUGCUAACAAAAAUGUCACCCUCUGCCAUUGUAACAAAAAAGGUCACUGCAGUGGCUCUGCAGGCGCUCUGCCUCCUCUGUUCCCCAGUCAACCAAUAACACCUCCUUCUGGGCAGUUGGGCUUUUAAAGGUCCUGCGACCAAAAGGGGUGGAGUCAGUUGCCCUCACUGGGCAUUUUGUUCUGCAUUGUGGAGGCAAACAAAGACAUCACAUUUAGCAGCAGUGCCCAUUCUCAGCCCGGGGUGGUAUUACAUACCUGGGAGGAACCACAGUGGUGACCCUCUCAGUCAUGGGUUACACUUUUUCUUUUGUAGCAGAAUUUCACAUUUUACCAAAAUCAUAGCAUAAUGAUUUUGGAUUAGGUGCUUUGGACGUAUAUUUAUAAUAAAUAAGUAGAUUGAGUUUUCAGCCAUUGGGUCCCCAGUUCAAAUCUGUUUGUGGAUGUUUCCUUAAGGAGUCCCAGCUUCCCCUUUCUGUCUGGAGACCUUGUCCUUGUUGUUCAGUCUCUGCAUUUCCAACACCCCAAAUGUUAUAACAAGAGUUUGAAAGUUGAUGCAUUUAAUACAUUUGCUGUUGAAAAACAAAUAAUGAUAGCUUCGUCGAGUGACUGGCACCUCGUCUAUGGCAGCUCCUUACAUUAUGCCCAAUGCUGCCUGUGCUCUGGGUCCAUGCAGCCCUUAAAUUGGAUUAAGCAGGCUUGAAAAUUGGAUACACAGAUAAGUUAAAGUUAAUAGGAGAGUACCUAAUAGAAAAAGAAUCAAACUUUCCCUAAAUAAACUCAUUAAAAAGUUCAAGUGCAUGGUAGCUCAGAGAUUCACACUACUGCUUAAAGGCCCCAGUGGUCUGUGACUCCAGUGCGCUGUCCCUGUCUGUGUGAAGUUGGCACAAUGGCUUUUUCUCCACAAUUCCAAACACAUGCAUGGCACAUUAGCUGAUCAUUUCAGCUGGCCCUGCAUGUGCGAGGAGGGCUGUCAGUGGACUGCCAUCCCACCAGGGUUGGUUCCUACCUUACAGAUGAUAUUACCAGUGGAAGCAGCAGUGGCACUGAUUGGGAUUAAGCAGAAAAAAAUCCUGGAGCUUAUUUUAGUAAUAUUAGUUAUUUUAUUUGUGCAAACUAACAUUUUUUCAUUGAUUAUAUAUUUAAAUGCUUUGAAGAUUUAUGAUUCUUUGCAUUUUAUGGAAAGAUAUUUUGUAGUUCUUAAUAUCAUAGUAUUGUCGCUUGCAUCUCUGCUUCUCUUCAGUAUAAAGGCCAUGUCACACUACAUUCAGACGUUCUGUCCAUCCUUCCAUUAUCUAACCCGCUAUGUUCUAACUACAGG
Messenger RNA from Polypterus senegalus (gray bichir), 7464 nucleotides. It is a transcript of the gene mapk4, whose product is annotated as mitogen-activated protein kinase 4. Gene Ontology annotation, biological process: intracellular signal transduction; cell surface receptor signaling pathway; protein phosphorylation. Gene Ontology annotation, cellular component: nucleus; cytoplasm. Gene Ontology annotation, molecular function: ATP binding; MAP kinase activity. The transcript is spliced from 7 exons. NCBI's taxonomy places the organism in Eukaryota, Metazoa, Chordata, Cladistia, Polypteriformes, Polypteridae. The coding region runs from base 1752 to 3638 and encodes 628 amino acids. The record is from RefSeq and is a predicted model, not a curated record.